Messenger RNA from Linnemannia hyalina, 1866 nucleotides. The record is from the annotation of a GenBank genome assembly. Lineage: Eukaryota; Fungi; Mortierellomycota; Mortierellomycetes; Mortierellales; Mortierellaceae.
AUGACAUCCUCUUCGUCGACAGAACUAACAUUUGUCGACGACAUCCUCAUUGCCUACCUCUACGAACGCCUUGUCUUUGAGAUCACCCUCCUCCAUCAAAACACAACAGAAAAGACAACAAAAACGAACAGAAAUAACUUCAUCCCCAUGGACCUCAGCUCCAAGUUCGCCUACAUUGCCCACUACUACCUCCAACUGACCCUCAAGGACACUUCACGCCAAACCGGCGACACCAUCCUCCACCGCCUAAAACUCAACUCUCUCUCUGGCGUCAUCAACUACAUCGUCAGCUUUCGACAUCGCUACCAAGUCAUCCCUGAACACAUCGCCAAUGAUAUAUGGCUCGAUGAUGAAGCUAUAGGUGGUGACCAGCUGCCAGAGUGUAUCAGCGUCCCAGUGUUCCAGUUGAAGGAUAUUGUCGACAUGAGGAGAAAGUUCGCAACUAUAGUGCCAGAGCCAUACAGGGGGGAGUGGCAGAGGGAGAGAGUGGCCUCGAGUGCUAACCGGCAGUGCCAAGAGCAAGAACUCAUCCAUGUCAUCAAAGCGAUGACCCAUUCUGAUGUUGCAGUGCUCAGCUCAUCAUCUAAGGGCAUCAGCUUUUCCGAUUACGACCUGGAGUUGCUGAUCAAGAUAGACAAACCCAGGAACCUUCCUCCAGAGAUGGAGAGGUUGGAUGAAAUCGUCAAGUAUCUCUUGCCCAGUCUCACCCAAGCCGGGUACGAGACCAUCGAAAUCUCCAGACGCUACUUUGAGGGCAAGAGCGCAACCAACCCGACGUCUGUCUGCUUCCUUGACCCAAAGUCCAACCUUACCUGCCAAGUCUCUUUCGAUCAUUCCGCUGGCACCUCCAUACGCAAGCUCUUUCAAGCCUAUGCUAGUAUCGAUGAGCGAGUCGAGCCUUUUGUUUUCAUUGUUCAGGAGACUCUGAAUAGAUAUGGUCGCACCCAAGAGACACUCAGCAACCUUGCUGUCGCCAUGAUAGCGAUUAAUUACCUGCAGAAGGAGAGGAUCCUGCCCAAUCUGUUGAAACAUCAGGGUCGACGGGUUGACUUUGACUUUUACUCGGGACCGGUCGAAGGGAGGUUGCCAUUGGAGGAAGAGAUGGUUCGAGGCAUCGACAAUCGAGGUGUGGUGGCGGUCGUGGGGGGUUCCAAGAAAAAGAAGCGCCGUGGUCGCAGUAGAAGCAAAAAGUCGAAACCGUCGACGUCUUCAUCGCCAACCACCCAAACCACGCGUGCUCCAGGUACCCUUCAGUCUGAGGAAGACUUGGUCUUCAAGCGAUUGACAGAACCCACCCCGGGCUGCCGAAUUGUCUGCUACGACUUUGAUGAAGAGAUGGCCAAGAUCAAGUCGUUCGACAAGAGCCCUACCAAGAAGUCGCCUUUCCGCCUUGUCGUCGAUUUCUUUGACUAUGCGACCAAGAAAUUCAAGGACUGGGAUGACCUCCUACCACCCCCCGCGGAACCCCUCGCAAUGAUGAAUGGCGCCAAAGAUCGGAACAAGUUCUUUUCAGGAUUAAUUGUCCAGGACCCCUUUGUGUUGGACCGCAACCUGGCGACACUCACUACCGGAUGGAGGUUCAAGAGCAUCAGCGACGUCUUCCAACGGAUAUCGGCUGCAUUUUCCAACCUGUCGGCUCAUGCUAUGAAUGGCAGCGAGGGUGCUGAUGAGCUGGGUGAGGUGAGCGUAGAUGAGGCGGCCGCAGAGGAGCACUGUAAGCAGAGUGAGCGUAACAUGGACCAGUUAAUGUCGUUCCUGAAUGUCUACGAUGAGUAUGGCGAUGCUGUCGCAGGCCAGUCCACUGAGGAACUUGCCAAGGUGAUCUUGCUUGCGUAUGCUUAUCGGCUCAGUCCUGAUGAACAGUAG